This is a messenger RNA of Peronospora farinosa, 1629 nucleotides long. The record is from the annotation of a GenBank genome assembly. NCBI's taxonomy places the organism in Eukaryota, Oomycota, Peronosporomycetes, Peronosporales, Peronosporaceae.
AUGGGUCGUUCCGAGCCCGAUCUGAGCUCGCGUCGCAAGCAUCCCAAGAGCAAGAAAAAGCACACCAAGCGCAACCGUAAUUACUCCAACUCGGACAGUGACUCUGAAGUUCGUGCAGAGCGUAAAUCACGUAAAAAAUCCGCAAAAAUGCUGGCAAGUUUGGGCUAUUCGGACGAAACGAACCCAUUUGGAGACUCGAGUCUCAGCCAACCAUUUGUAUGGGGUAAAAAGUACGAGGCUCAAGGCACUAAUAAACCUCCAUCGGAGAAAGAAAUCAAAAAGGCUCAAAUUCGACGUAUCGAUGAGAUUCGUAAAGCUCGGAAACGUCGUGAUGAACGUGAAGCCGAAAAGGAAGAAUUGGAACGUCUUCAGAGCGAAGAAUUACGGUUAAAAGAUGCCGAACAAUAUGACGAUUGGCAACAAAAAGAAGAAGAAUUUCACUUAAAACAGACCAAAGUUCGAAGCCAGUUACGGAUUCGGGCAAACCGUGAAAAACCGGUAGAUUUACUGGCGAAAAAUUUGCUACUGGUAUCGGCAAAAACAGACGACAAGGACGAAAAGGAUGAGUUUUUCAAAAAAGAAAUUGGGCACAUUCGAGUCGAACAUCGUCGACCUUAUGCUAUUCUAGAGGUUUUAUCGCUGGAAGAGUUAGUGGGAUUACAGGAGGAUGUGCAGAUGUAUCAAGAAUUGGAAGAAAGUGGAAAUGGAGGACAUAAUGCUGAAUUUUGGCAAUUAAUGACACUUGUGUGUAAUGAUCGAAUUCGACGGUUAAAACGGUUGCAGAGUGAAGGACGAGCCGAGAGAGGAGCAAUUCAUGAUGCUGUAAAUGAAACAAUUACAGGAAUGCUAGAGGGGAAAACUACCGAUGGAUUGCAGGAAUUACACGAUCAAGUCAAAGAGACAAUUGCUAGUGUAUCAAAAGGAGCAACAGGAGUGGAUGUAGACUUUUGGGAAGAAGUGGCACAGCAAGUUCAAGUGUAUCAAGCUCGUGCACGACUCACGCAAUUGCAUGAAGAAAUGCUUGAGAAAUUGGCAGACCUUAUGGAAGAGCACGAAAGACGCGCGGCUGAGGAAGCAGCCGCUCGUGUUCCUGAACACGAGAUGCACGGUCUUGUGGAUGAAAAUGGAUGUGAUGCUGGACGUGAGGCGGUUGAGAUGGAGAAAUCAUUUGCUCGUAAGGGUCUUGACGAAGAAGAAGAGCGACUUGAUGCCUCUGAAGAGGUAGUACUUGCUGACUCGAAAGCAGCUCCACGCUGGAGUGAAAAGUACCAGCCACGCAAGCCGCGCUACUUCAAUCGUGUCAAGACCGGCUACGACUGGAACAAGUACAACCAGACGCACUAUGACCACGACAAUCCUCCACCGAAGGUCGUACAGGGCUACAAGUUCAACCUCUUUUACCCCGACCUCAUCGACAAGCACACGGCCCCACGCUUCUUCUUGGAGAAGGCCAACUCGGAUGAGUUCUGCAUUAUUCGCUUUUCCGCAGGACCACCGUACCAAGACAUCGCAUUCAAGAUCGUUAACCGCGAGUGGGAACACUCUGCUAAACGCGGGUUCAAGAGCGUAUUCGAGCGUGGAAUCUUGCACCUUUAUUUCAACUUCAAACGCCACAGGUAUCGUCGGUAG